Molecule: messenger RNA, 1666 nt
Organism: Etheostoma cragini (Arkansas darter)
Lineage: Eukaryota; Metazoa; Chordata; Actinopteri; Perciformes; Percidae
Gene: cbln12
Product: cerebellin 12
Exons: 4
Coding region: 451-1122 (223 amino acids)
Cellular component (GO): synaptic cleft; glutamatergic synapse
Molecular function (GO): protein binding
Source: RefSeq, a predicted model, not a curated record
CGAUGUCUUAUAAAAUAAGAUACCUAUCUACAUAUAGCGUUUCCCAUGAAGGUGCACAAACAUUUGAUCCUUUUGAACUCAGUUUGAAGACAAGAACCAAUAACCGAUUUGACUGGAUAUAAAAGGAAAAAGGAAAUAACUGCCACUCACGUGCUAACGUUACUCUUUGAAGCAGCUCAGAUACCCAAUUAUUUUAAUAUUUUCUUUAUUUCACUGUAAAGGUGAGUGGGCGGAUGUAUUGUAUCACAAAGGCUGAGAAAGAAGCAGAAGGAAAGGGGGGUGGCUGAGAGAGAAAGAGAGAAAACAGGGAAAGACAGAGAGAAAGAUCAGAGCAUACUCUGGCUUGGUUACGAUCAGACUGACUGCCGUGCUGUGAAAUAAUGUGAAAGGCGAGCAAGAGAACAAGGAUCUUUGACCAACGCUACUCCAGCCAGGGGGAACCUGAUAUAUAUGGAAUACAAGAUUGUUCAGAAGGAAACAGUUUUUCAAAGAGAUAUUCAACUAAACGUCCCAGGUUCAGUCAUGUACCCCAGGUCAAUCACCUUCGACAUCCCCAUACUGUUGGGUGUGCUCCUGUUGUGGGGGCCUAUGGAGUCUAGAAGCCAGAAUGACACAGAGCCCAUCAUCCUCGAGGGGAAAUGCUUGGUCGUGUGUGACUCAACUCCUUCAUCCGAGCCCGCCGGUAACGCCCUGGGCAUGUCGGUCCGGUCUGGCUCUGGACGGGUGGCCUUCUCCGCCAGCCGCCAGACCAACCACGAGCCCACGGACAUGAGCAACCGCACCAUGAUCAUCUACUUUGAUAAUAUUUUGGUGAACGUAGGCACUCACUUUGACCAAGAGAGUAGUGUCUUCCUUGCACCGAGAAGAGGUGUGUACAGCUUCAACUUCCAUGUUGUAAAGGCCUACAAUAGACAAACCAUUCAGGUCAGCUUAAUGUUGAAUGGCUGGGCAAUGAUUUCAGCUUUCGCCGGGGACCAGGAUGUGACCAGAGAAGCUGCCACUAACGCCGGCCUGGUGAUUAUGGAGAAGGGGGACAAGGCCUACCUCAGACUGGAAAGAGGCAACCUGAUGGGAGGCUGGAAGUACUCCACCUUCUCUGGGUUCCUGGUCUUCCCUCUGUAACGAAGGGGGUUUAUGUUUUGGAAGGGUGGUAAAUUAGAUUUUGCCGUAGUGAUAAUGAAUGAUGGUGGGAGAAAAGGAAGUCUUUAAUAUGUCACUCUUUAAACAGUGCACGAAAGGAUGUGCUUUAUGCAACAACAAAAAAGAAGAUUGUGCAAAUUUAGAGUAAUGUAACAUGAGACCAAAAGCAAAAAAAGGAGAAAAUACAUUUAGUACACACGAGCAAACCUGUGGAUUUAAUUUUCUCUGUUCCUAUGAAUGACUAUUUCUUGGGUCUGCAUAAGAGAUACUUUAAUUGUGACAAAAAUAUGAAGUAGCCAUGUGCAAUGUGGGCUUCUGUGCUAAGAUUAUUUUUUUUAAUUAUAUGUGUGUGAAACCUUGCUGUGUUCCACAUGGCAUCAUGUCUAGAUAACAAACUUGCCCUUUACUCUGCUGUGUCGGUUGACUGAUGCUCCUCUAUUUGCCUGUUAGUCUCCUGCAACACAUGUUUAUUGACACAUAAAUUUCUAUUAAGGAGAAAAUAUUAAAAUAAAAUUAUAUAAAGUUG